Molecule: messenger RNA, 768 nt
Organism: Macrosiphum euphorbiae (potato aphid)
Lineage: Eukaryota; Metazoa; Arthropoda; Insecta; Hemiptera; Aphididae
Source: the annotation of a GenBank genome assembly
AUGAAUUCUACUAAAAUUAAAGUCAACAACGUCGAUAUUAACUACUUUAAAGUCGGAAACGGACCACAGAAACUGUUGAUAUUUCCAGGAGCACUAGGCCAAGUCAACGAUUUUACGCCUCUAACGGAAAAUCUCGAUCAAGAAAAGUACACGAUAUACGUAUGGGAUCCUCCGGGAUACGGUUCGAGUCGACCACCGAACAGAGAUUUUUCACCAGGAUUUUUGAACCGUGACGCUGACUGUGCCAUCGCACUCAUGGAGGCGUUGGGCAUCGACCGGUACUCGAUGUUGGGCUGGUGCAACGGUGGGUGCACCGCCCUUAUCGCAGCUUCCAGGGCCGCCGACCGAGUGGACAAGCUGGUGGUGUGGAGCUGCAACGCGUACGUGACCGGCAAGGACCUCGAGUUCUACGAGACGACGCGUGACGUGCACAGCUGGCCGGAUCAGUGGCGACUGCCGCAGUUCGAAAUGUACGGCGAGAGGUACGUGUCGGAUACGUGGUCCGGGUGGAUAGACGCGUCCCGAACGAUCCUCAACGAGGGCGGCGGCGACGUGUGCAUGGGCGCGCUGGCACACAUCGACGCGCCCACGCUCAUCCUUCACGGGGCGCUGGACGUGUUGGUGGCCGUCGAACACGCCGUGUACCUGCACGAGAACAUCAAGAACUCGACGCUUGAAAUAUUUCCAGAUGGCAAGCAUAUCAUACAUUUUAUGUUCCCAGAAAAAUUCAAUUCGGUGGUAGAUAAAUUUCUUACUUGUAUACAGUAA